Molecule: messenger RNA, 4279 nt
Organism: Vespula vulgaris
Lineage: Eukaryota; Metazoa; Arthropoda; Insecta; Hymenoptera; Vespidae
Product: facilitated trehalose transporter Tret1-like
Exons: 7
Coding region: 1021-2964 (647 amino acids)
Biological process (GO): carbohydrate transport; transmembrane transport
Cellular component (GO): membrane
Molecular function (GO): sugar transmembrane transporter activity
Source: RefSeq, a predicted model, not a curated record
AAAACAUACGAGUAAUAACACGUGCAUCGUAUCCUUUCACCGGUGUGACCACCGCGAUAAAUAUAUACAACAGAUUAUUAUUGAUAUUCGAUCAUCGAGACGUACUUUGAAUUUUACGCCGAGAUAAAUUCUUCAUUGAGUUUCAUUGAAGAGAAUUAUCUUAAGGAGAAAGAAAGUAGAAGAUAGAGUAGAAGGAAUAUUGACUUGUCAUGAAUUAAAGAAAAAAUUCCAAGGAAAUAGUAGUGAAAAGAAAUAUAGAGAAAAUUAAGACAAGAAUAGACAUAGCUAUAGCAGCUGGUCGAGAGGUGUGCAGGCGGCAGUAAAAUAUAGAGGAAGCAAUCGCCGUAAGGCGACUAUAACGAACGGUGGUGGUGGCGGUGGUGGUGGUUGUGGUGGUGGUAAAGCGAGGUAGUUACCACGGUAUAGGCGCCACGAGGCGUCAUUUAGACUUUAGACGUUCCUGGUAUCGCAUCACGAGGGUUGAACAGUAACGUACCAAAAGACAUCAUUAUACGUAUCACCGUCGAGAAAUUCCUGAUUCAGCUGUGAUUAAAGACAAUUUGAUUAUAAUAAAGAAGAAAGUGAGGUCGAUAAAACGAGGGUAACAGCAAUUAUAGCAACCGGUAGCCAGCGAAUGAUAAUUUUUUGUUGUCAUAACAAAGCCACGUGUGUUGAGUACGCGCACGCUCUGUCGUAGCAAAGUUGAAAGACAGAAACCAGACAGAUGCAGUUACAUCCUGGACCGAUAGGGGCAUUCUGGUAGUUACUGCGCACGUACCACCCCCUUUUACAUAUUUGUCUGCUACGUAUAGUAGCUAUCACCGACGGAUAGAAGGAGAACUUCGACAUUACUUCUGUUUCAUUGAGAAAUCACACGAUAACUACGAUCUAAAGAGGAAGAGAGAGAGAAGACAACGACGAAUACUACUACACAACUGUAAUUGAUUAAAGACUACAACGACGGUGCAAAGGUGACAGAUAGCCGUUUGAAAAAGAGAACCGGCGUUACAACGCAAAACGAUGCCGUCUAACACGCAGAGAAGACAAAUCAUGCAACCAUGGCCUCUGUGCCUAGUGCCCUUCACAAAAACGAAGGAGCGCAACGUUUUGCCGAAUUAUUAUACGAGGGUGCCGUCGAUCGCAAGAUCUUCGACAACGAGUUCGGGUAUAACAUUGGAUUGUGCCUCGAACGCGACUCUCGCAACAAACGCAAGCCCUUUCAACAGUCAAACAGCCCUUCUCGUCGAGAAGAAACGAUCACCAAGCGGUAGCAAUAGCUUGUCACCAAAUCAUUACUAUGUCGAGAAUCUAAAAAACAAUCAGCUUUUCAACAGUCAGCCAUUGCAAAAACCUCUUGCUGCACCAAGAAUCUAUGAUCCUUUAGACAAAGGUCUCGACGCCGAUUACAAACAACUCGAUCCGUUGUUGGCCAAGGAUCCCCACGAGCCUACGGUAAAGGGACUGAUGAGUACUACUCAGGAAGAGAAAGAUAAAGAUGGCACGCAGGAAGUGGAACGUCUACCACCGUCACAAUUUCAAAAGGAUCAAGAAUUGUCACCGAAACGUUUCAUCAAACAGAUAUUGGCAGCUUUGACACUGUCAUUGGGUUCUCUCGUUGUUGGAUAUUCAACUUCCUACACCUCGCCGGCCCUUGUUUCUAUGCAAAGCAAUGAGACCGAGAUGACCUUUGAAGUUACUAAACAAAUGGGUAUGUGGAUCGGAUCAAUCAUGCCUCUGAGUGCGCUUUUCGGAGGUAUAGCUGGAGGUCCGUUCAUAGAAUAUUUCGGAAGAAGGAAUACUAUUCUUGGAACUGCAGUGCCAUUUAUCGUAGCUUGGGUUCUCAUUGGUUUGGCUCAAAAUAUUCCUAUGAUUCUAAUUGGACGAUCCAUUUGCGGUUUUUGCGUGGGCAUAACUUCCCUAUCACUACCAGUUUAUCUGGGUGAAACGAUACAACCUGAAGUUCGUGGUUCGUUAGGUUUGCUGCCUACGGCCUUCGGUAACACCGGUAUUCUAAUGUGUUUCAUAGCCGGUAUGUAUUUAAACUGGAGGUACCUUGCGUUGUUCGGUAGUACCUUACCGAUACCAUUCCUCGUAUUGAUGUUCGCAAUCCCUGAAACCCCAAGAUGGUACAUCUCAAAGGGUAAAACGAAAAGAGCACGCAAGUCUCUCCAAUGGUUGCGCGGUAAGAAUGUAGACAUCACCGAGGAAUUGACGACGAUCGAAGAGUUGCAUGUAGAAAGCGAAAGAGAUAUUCAAGAUGGACUAUCGGAGUUACUCAAACCGAAUCAUGUCAAACCUAUUUUGAUCUCGUUGGGUCUCAUGUUCUUCCAACAGAUGUCUGGUAUCAAUGCUGUCAUCUUCUACACCGUUCAAAUCUUCAAGGAUGCCGGUAGCACAGUCGACGAAAACAUCUCGACCAUAAUCGUUGGUAUCGUAAACUUCUUAUCGACUUUCAUCGCUGCAGCGGUUAUAGACAAGCUCGGUCGAAAAAUGCUUCUAUACAUCAGUGGCGUUUCCAUGGUUAUCACACUUCUCAGCCUUGGCUCGUACUUCUACAUAAAGACAGGAGAUACAGACGUAUCUAACAUAGGAUGGAUACCAUUGAUCAGCCUGAUCGUUUACGUCAUCGGUUUCUCCUUAGGAUUUGGCCCUAUUCCUUGGCUAAUGAUGGGUGAAAUCUUACCAGCCAGAAUCCGUGGUACGGCAGCUAGUAUCGCAACGGCCUUCAACUGGACGUGUACCUUCGUAGUGACGAAAACUUAUGAAGACUUCAAAGAAUUGAUCGGGGCAUACGGAACCUUCUGGUUCUUCGGAAUAAUUUGCGCAAUCGGUUUAAUUUUCGUCAAUGUAUGUGUACCAGAAACGCGUGGCAGGUCACUCGAAGAAAUCGAAAAGAGAUUCGCAGGACCAGUCAGAAGAAUGAGCGCUGUAGCUAACAUGAAACCAACGCCAAUGGCAGUCUAAUUGUUUUUUAAGUUUCUUCUUCGUUUUAUAUUAUUAUUAUUAUUCCUUUUUUAAUGAUCAAUCUAAAAAGAGUGAGCUAUUGACAAACAACACGCGUAAUAGCAAUCCAAACUUAAGCAUGAGGUAAAUGAUCUUUGAAUGAUUCUUCUUGAGAUGAAGCGUGAUUGCUCUCUCUCUCUUUCUCUCUUUUUUCUCUCUUUUUGUAUGCGUCUCUUCGCAUUCUUUUUCGUUCUUCUCAUAAUUCCUCUUAAUUAAUUGUUGUCAAUUAGAUAUGAGUAAUUGAAGGAGUUGGUACUAAGUACGUCCUCCGACGAUGAGCAUUUUUUAUUAAUCAUUAUAAGAUUAAUUCUUAAUCGUAAUUCCAAAGAUUUUUUCUCGUUGCUCGCAAACACGCUCGUUAAGAAAAUGAGCCAUCUAUUGUUUUUGAACAAGUCCUUUACUUAGAAAUUUGAAAUAUGCGAAAAGUGGCGUGGAAGAAAUCUGCUGUUGACUAGGUAUAUAGUAUUUGUUUUUAUUACUUGAUAGUGUUGCAAGGUCUACCUCAAGCUAGUAAUUGUACGAUUUAUUUAAAGAUACUUAGUUAAAUAGAAACUAUAUAUGGAUGCAGAAAUGAUUAUGAAGUAUUUGGUAGAUGAUAUACUUGCAGAGGUAUAUUAUGUAUUCUACUCAAAUGCACAAAUUAUAGUUUUAAAUAAGUACUCAUGGAAAGACGAAUUGUCUCAUUUUAUGGCAAUAAAUUCUCAAAUCAAAUGAUGUAUCCUUAUGGUGCUCCAUUAAUGUGAGUUACCAACUUUGUACAUAGCUGUUAGCUUACAUAAGCAAACAUAUGUAUAUAAGAAUUAACAUAUAAAAUAGAAUUAAAGAAAUAGUAAAUAUAUCUUUAGUUUAUAAAAAAAAAGUUAAUGAAAUAGUAAUUGGAAUUAGUAAUAAUUAAACUACAAGAAAUUAUUAAAAAACUGUUUGAAGUGAAGUAUCGAUCUUAUAAAAAUUAAAAUUUUAGCAUAAUUGUUACGUUACUACAAAUAACGCAAGUUUAUACAUAAUUAUGAGUUUUAAUACAUUCAUCUUUAUAAGAUGAUCGGGUGCUUAAUUGUUUAAUUGUUUUAAUGUACAUUUAUGACAAUGUGAGUCCUAAUUAAAAAGAAUCUCGUUCGAGCACAAUAUUAUUAUAUCUAACGAUCUUUUGCCAUAUGAACAUUAUGUAAAAGUCAUGUUGUAUGAAAAAGUUAUACUUGCUGCAGUAACAAUUACGAAAUAAUUGCUAAUUAUUAUUUGCCAUAACAAGAAGUAAAUAAAAAUGAUUUUGAUAAUUUAA